CCACUACAUACUCUGGAUCAACUGUUCGAGAUGCGAGUGUCUAGACCCAUCCCACGGGAGCAUCAGGCAUCCUCAGACGCCCUCAGGCGUUCGGCCAAAGCAUGCAACCGAUGCCGGAAAAGGCGCACGAAGUGUGCUGGAGAACCUCCUUAUCCCUGUAAAGGAUGUAGAGAUGCCGGGCAUAUAUGCGUCUACGCGGAGUCUGAGAAACGAGUCACUGUCCCGGAGAGCUAUUUGAUUGACCUUCAGAAUCAAGCUCACAGAGCCAUUAACGCUCGACAUGGCCGCGAUGGUGAUUCGGAUCAGAUGGAAAUAUCCAACCAGGAUAUUGAGUUGGGGUUCGCGAGCACCGACAACUGGGUUCUCAGCAACUCAGGGCAAUACUAUUUCAUGGGCAAUUCAUCAUCGACAUAUAUUGCCAAUCGGCUGAAUCCGACGACUGAGAACUUAGAUUGGCACAUGUAUCCCCACUACGAGGACACUGCGUGGCUCAGCCGCUCCAUCAGACCUGAAUUCCCGCCACUUCCACCAUUUGAACUUGCCAAACGCUUGUAUCGUGCCCAGCAUGCCUACAUUGGCACAAUCUUCUCGUUCCUCAGUGACACUGCUUUCUAUCAACGCCUUGAACGUGUGUAUUCGCGAAGUCCGGACUCUAAUAAUGGAGAGGAAUGCCUGAUCUAUUGCCAAAUACUUCUCGUCUUUGCCUUUGGUCAGAUGUACUCAAUCAACCAAUGGGUUGGCCACGAGGGACCUCCAGGAUUCCAGUACUUCAAACACGCCCUUACGCUUUUACCAAGUGUGUUUGAGGACGGCUCGAUCUUGUUCAUUGAGGUGCUAAGCUACGUUGCAUACUUUAUGCAGGCGAUCAAUCGAAGGGAUACGGCUUACGUAUACAUCGGUAUUGCCCUCCGAAUGGCAGUUUCUCUUGGGCUGCACCGGGAAGUGUUCGAUCAAGAGCUUGACAAUGAAACCCGAGAGCGCCGACGAAGGGUCUGGUGGUCUACCUACAGCAUGGAGAGGCUCCUUUGUGUGACAUCGGGACAUCCAAUAUCAAUUCAGGACGAGGAUGUUGAUCUUCUGCCUCCCUCUCCCACGCCAGGCGAGGACCCCCACGCGGCGCUAGUCCUCACCAAUUACACUGAAUUAUCCAGAAUACAUGGGAUCAUAGGGGAGAAGAUCUAUCGCAAGAGACAGAAGUCCGGCCCUGACCUCUCUGCCUGUGUUCAGCACAUUAUGAAACGGCUAAACGACUGGUUUCAGCAGCUACCAGACUCCGUGCAAUUGAAUCCUUCCGACUUGAACCAAGCACCGCAGCGAGAGGUUGUGUCGACCUAUCUGCACUAUUAUCAUUGUAUUAACAUGACCGCACGGCCGAUUCUACUAUAUGCAAUUCAGCGACAAUUGGCAGCAAAUGCACAGUGUUCUAAUGCGGCUCGAUGGGAAGACGGAUUCUCGCCGGAAAUUGUCCAUGUCAUCGAGACAGCCAUAUCGGCCGCGAGAUCUAGCGCCUUGUUACUCAACGCCGCAGCCAAAUAUAACCUCGUCGCAACGUAUGGGUUUAUCGACGGAGAGCAGGCCUUCUCGGCGGCGCUACUUCUGGUAAUGGUCAACAUCGCCUUCCCAUAUAACGAAACGAAUGCCUCUGCAAUGGACAUGGCUCUCGACGUGCUACAGACUAUGGCAGAGAAAGGGAACAAGUACAUUCAAGCGUGUCAUUCCCUUCUCACCAAGAUUAAGAGUUCUGUUAAGACUAAAGACUCAGCUAAUCUUGCGAGCCAGGACGGGCAGGUUCAGGUAAGAAAUCAGGCAGAGGAUGACAAUACCGGUACAGAAAAUAUCAUCGUUGCAGGAGUUUCCCAUGACCAGCCUCCAGCUUUCAAUUUAGAUUUUGAAGGGGAUCCGGGCUUAUGGGCAGAAGUGCUGGACUCUAUUGGUAUCGAUAUGGAUCGACAGUGGGUUGAGUCGGCUCUGUUGGCGGGACAGCAGCGAAGGGAGUGA
Molecule: messenger RNA, 1998 nt
Organism: Penicillium lagena
Lineage: Eukaryota; Fungi; Ascomycota; Eurotiomycetes; Eurotiales; Aspergillaceae
Product: Zn(II)2Cys6 transcription factor
Exons: 3
Biological process (GO): regulation of DNA-templated transcription; DNA-templated transcription
Molecular function (GO): zinc ion binding; DNA binding; DNA-binding transcription factor activity, RNA polymerase II-specific
Source: RefSeq, a predicted model, not a curated record